Molecule: messenger RNA, 2861 nt
Organism: Colias croceus (clouded yellow)
Lineage: Eukaryota; Metazoa; Arthropoda; Insecta; Lepidoptera; Pieridae
Gene: DUBAI
Product: ubiquitin carboxyl-terminal hydrolase 35
Exons: 12
Coding region: 489-2735 (748 amino acids)
Biological process (GO): protein deubiquitination
Cellular component (GO): nucleus; cytosol
Molecular function (GO): cysteine-type endopeptidase activity; cysteine-type deubiquitinase activity
Source: RefSeq, a predicted model, not a curated record
UUAUUAGCAAUAUGAUGUGAAUUGUGAAUUGUGACAUUUCUGUUUCGAUAUAUACCUACAUACAUAUCUAUUGUUUUAGUUUUGUGUGUUUAAAAUACCUAAAUAAUUUGAAACACUUGUUAUUUAUAAGUCUGCAUUUGAAAUGAUUUCGAUAACCCCAAUAUUUAUUUGUUAAAAGUAAAUGAUUUCUCUUCAACUUUGUUUCGCUACAAUUUUAUUUACUAUACAAAUAAAUCUAGGUGGAUAUAGGUAUAUCGAAGAUUGAAGUCACUCAUUGGAAGGUCUCUUUUGUUGAUGAAAUCGAAGACCUUCCCCAUGCUUGACUGAAGUAUCGAUGCGCGAGUGUUUGAGGUGCUAAAGUGACUUUAUUAGAAGAAUGGUAUAGUAAUCAAAGUGUUUAGUGGAAAAGACUGCAUAAGCAAUAAGCUAUAAUGACGUUUGUGAAUUGGUGUUAAAUAUUUGGUGCGAGAAAUAUCGAAUUGGAGAGAAUGGCGGUGAAGAAACAUGAACUGGUCGCUGACAAUCGAAAGCAGCUGGACCUCGCUACGCUAGCGCAGUACAUUCAGCUGAUGAACGAGCAGCCUACAUAUCUUCCACCCCCUUAUGAACUUGUUAAGAAUUGUCAAGAUAUUGUUAAAUGCCUAAGCCGCGCGACGGGCACAGAGCAGGAACUCUGGCAGUUGCUGCGGUCCAUCGAAGAGUUUCUACUCCGCGUUGUAAAUACGAUCAACUGUGAUGUUCGCCAUGAGAUCAUCACGGCAGUUAUGGAUAAAUUUUAUUCAUAUAUAUCUGAUCCACAAUCGGACGCGUGCCCAGCAACGUCCGUAGUAUUAAUAGUGAUUGACGAGUCGGAGGCGGAGGCUGGUCUAUCCUCUGCCCGAUGGCUCGUUCAGAAGGAGAGCGGGCCGGCGGGCGCUGGCCUGCGGUCCGCACUGUCGUGCCUGUACCGCUGGCUGGCUGAAUGGCACGGCACGCCUUCGCUGGGCAGCUGGAUCAUAUGCUUCAUUAAAGCGCUGGAGGAGAACGAGCUGUUUGAUAUAUUGAUCGAAGUAUCGGUUGAUAACAUCGCGAAUCUAUUCACGGCCAUUAACAAUCCGGUGCCGCUUCGGCAGACGGUUGCGGAUGUCAUCCUUCACGUUCUCGCUUCUUUGCAGGAGUCCGCCGAAGCCUUUGAUAGGAUAUCCCCACACGUGGGCGAAGUGCUGGUGAGCCUGGCCGAGGACAGUGGGCAGUGGAGCCGGCAGCUGCUGCAGAAUCUAGUCGAUAUUCUCACGGCCAUGAUGUACCACAACAUGGAGACUCUGAGAGGCGACGACCUGUACAUAUUCCGCGAUGAAUACGCGCACGUGAUCCAAUGCUUGGAGCGUCAUAUGGCAUCUGGCGAAUGUGAGCUAUUGCAACUUCAGCCGUGGAAAACCCGUAAAGUUGGACAACCAAGUAUGGAGGCCAAGACGCCCGUCCGGAAAGUGGGGCUGCUCAACCUGGGCAACACCUGCUACAUGAACAGCGUGAUGCAAGCCCUCCUGGUCGCGAGGCAGUUCAGCACCCACGUGGUGCUCAACAUGAACGCAGUGCCGUACUGGUCGAAGAUGGGCGUGCUGUUCGCUAAGAUGAUGCACUCGAUCACGACGAAGGUGAACCCGGGCGAGUUCUUCUCGGUGGUGAAGCCGCCGUUCUUCACGAAGGACAACCAGCACGAUAGCUCGGAGUUUUUGGGUUACCUGUUCGAGUUGCUGCAAUCUUACGAGCACAGCUCCGAUCGGAACUUCGACUACACGCACCCGGCAGUGUUGAAUGCGAACCGUUUUCGCUUCAUCCACCCGCACGCUCAGGCUUUGCCGUCUUGUCACUACAGCGAAGAGCAUUCGGAACCGAAUCGCUCUCGUCGCUCCUGCUCGCCCCGGCCCGGCAGCAGCACCGCUGCGGGAUCGUGCUCGAGCGUGCUGAAGCGGGUCGGGGACGGCGAUUCGAUGGGCUCGCAGAGGAAGCGGUCCCGCUUGAGCGAGACGGUGUUCCUGCGGCGCGACUCGUUCGUCGACUCGAUGUUCGGCGGCGUGCUGCUGACGCGCAUCGAGUGCGUGCAGUGCCGCUCGUCGUCGCUCUCGCGCGACGUGUUCCGCGACCUGCAGCUCGCCUUCCCCGAGAAGCCCGAGGGCUGGCAGCACAGCGUGCAGAGCCUGCUCGAGUACUACUGCUCCAAGGAGAGCCUCACCGGCGACAACCAGUACGAGUGCAACGACUGCGGCGGCCUCCGGGACGCCGAGCGCAGCGUCAUCAUCGAAACGACGCCCAAGUAUCUGAUACUGGUGUUGAAGAACUUCAAAUUCAACGCGAAGCUGCAGGUGCAGACGAAGCUGAUGCUGUCGGUGCUGCACAACAUGACGAUCACGCUGCCGACGGUGCGGUCGCAGCAGGACCACUCGUCGUACGUGCUGUUCGCGGCCGUGAUCCACGCGGGCACCACGCUCGACUCGGGCCACUACUACACGCUGGCCAAGGACCGCGACCAGUGGUUCAUGUACAACGACGACGUGGUGACGGUCGCGGACGAGAUGGAGCUGAGCAAGCUGAACCGCGCCAGCACGCCGUACAUCCUGUUCUACCGGCGCACCGACGUGGAGGAGGGCGCCGCGCCCGCGCUGGACCAGCUGCCGCCGCGCGUGCAGGAGACCGUGCUGGCGCACAACAAGGAGUACGUCGAGACCGUGCGCAACCUGUGCCGCACGCGCCCAUGACGGUUAAGGUCCGACAAGUUCGUCGACUUCUCCGUGCUGGACUACGUCGACUCGGAGUGAGCGGCCCCGGAUUCCGGCUCACCAAGGCGGCGCCCCCACGCUAUUUUUUGUUCGAAGCUUUUUCGG